AUGGGUUACCUCAAACCAUGUUCUGUUUUCUUGUUGUUAGUGUUUUUUGUUGCAUGUGUUAGUGGAGAGGACCCUUAUAGAUUUUAUACUUGGAAUGUUACAUAUGGUGAUAUUUAUCCAUUUGGAAUUCAACAACAGGGGAUAUUGAUAAAUGGACAAUUUCCAGGGCCACAGAUUGAGUCAGUGACAAAUGAUAAUGUGAUUAUCAAUGUUUUCAACAGCUUGGAUGAACCUUUCCUAAUCUCUUGGAAUGGAGUGCUGCAGAGGAGAAACUCAUGGCAAGAUGGAGUGUAUGGUACAAAUUGUCCAAUUCCUCCAGGGCAGAACUUCACAUAUGCUCUUCAAGUAAAAAAUCAGAUUGGUAGCUAUUUCUACUUUCCUUCCCUUGCAUUGCACAAGGCAGCAGGCGGUUACGGUGGUCUCAGUGUCGCUAGUCGACCGAUGAUUCCUGUUCCUUUUGAUCCUCCAUCAGGAGAUUUCACCAUUUUGGCAGGAGAUUGGUACCAAAAAAGUCAUACAGAAUUGAGGGCCAUUUUAGAUAAUGGAAAUAACCUUCCUUUCCCUGAUGGAAUUAUCAUCAACGGUCACGGUUCCAAUCCUAUCACAUUCACGGUUGAUCAAGGCAAGACUUACCAAUUCCGGAUAUCGAACGUGGGACUUACAACAUCAAUAAAUUUCAGAAUCCAAGGGCAUAAAAUGAAGCUUGUUGAGGUGGAAGGAACACACACACUCCAAAACAUUUAUGACUCAAUUGACAUUCAUUUGGGGCAGAGUUAUUCUGUGUUGGUUACUGCUGAUCAACCACCACAAGACUACUACAUUGUUGUCUCAACAAGAUUCACCUCAAAAGUGUUGACUGUUGUAUCCAUUCUUCAUUACAGAAACUCAGAAGGAACUGUUUCUGGUCCUUUUCCUCUUGGGCCAACAAUUGAUACUGAAUGGCCCAUUGAACAAGUUCGGUCUAUUAGGGGGAAUCUAACAGCAAGUGGACCAAGACCAAAUCCACAAGGAACGUACAAAUAUGGAAUGAUAAACACAACACGAACAAUAACACUUCAAAAUUCAGCUCCAAUUAUAAAUGGGAAACAAAGAUAUGCUAUCAAUAGUGUAUCAUUUAUCCCUAGUGAUACACCAUUGAAAUUGGGUGAUUACUUCAAAAUCCAAGGAUUGUUCUCACUUGGAAGUAUUUCGGACAACCCCACCGGUGGCGACGGUUAUCUUCAGACUUCGGUAAUGGCGGCCGAUUAUCGAGCUUAUGUGGAAAUAGUGUUUCAUAAUCCUGAAGACACUUUGCAAUCAUGGCACAUUGAUGGUCACUUCUUCUUUGUAGUAGGGAUGGAUAUAGGACAAUGGUCACCUGCAAGCAGGCUAAGCUACAAUUUAAUAGAUGCAAUUUCUCGUUGCACUGUUCAGGUGUAUCCAAAGUCAUGGACUGCACUAUACAUGCCAUUGGACAAUGUAGGAAUGUGGAAUGUGAGGUCUGAGAAUUGGGCUAGACAGUAUUUGGGCCAGCAAUUUUAUCUUAGAGUCUAUUCCUCGGCAAAUUCAUGGAGAGAUGAGUACCCAAUUCCACUCAAUGCACUUCACUGUGGCAAGGUGGUGGGACUCUAAAAUUAGGAUUUAUGUUUAAUUAGGGUAAUUCAUUUUUUAUAUUUAAUGAUAA
Molecule: messenger RNA, 1663 nt
Organism: Cicer arietinum (chickpea)
Lineage: Eukaryota; Viridiplantae; Streptophyta; Magnoliopsida; Fabales; Fabaceae
Product: L-ascorbate oxidase homolog
Molecular function (GO): oxidoreductase activity; copper ion binding
Source: RefSeq, a predicted model, not a curated record